CUGUUUCAGCUGAAAUAGCGCGUCAUUCGAAUGACAGCUCAUGUUCAAAAUAACUGAAAGGCACAAGGACUCGAAAAUUUUCAGUUUUUGUUUAAUGGAAUAAAAAAUACAUAAUUCGAUUUGAUGUGUUUUUCAAUAAAUAUUCUACGCUGCAAAUAGAAAAUAUAAGAAUUCCCAUACGAAAUCACAAUGAAGACUAUCGCUCGCACGCCAUUGCGUCCACCAAAAACGCCACGUUGUCAAACCCAUCAUAAUGAGCGUAAAUCUGACCAUGAUCCCAAUAAGCCUCGUGAUCCUGUGCAUGUUUAUUGUCGCGUACGACCAUUGCAAUCGGAUGCGGAUUUGUCCUGUGUGCGGGUAAAAAACUCAACUACCGUGGUCUUAACGCCACCAGAUCAAGCCUUGCAACAUAAACAAGGAGCACAUCGUGAAAUGCAGUAUAUUUUCAAACAUGUCUUUGAACCACACAUUUCACAAAAUGAUGUAUUUAAUGCUGUAGCACAACCGUUGGUUGAGAAUUUAAUACGUGGGCGAAAUAGUCUACUAUUUACUUAUGGUGUCACUGGGAGCGGCAAGACGUACACAAUGACAGGAGAUUCUCGUCAUCGCGGUAUUAUGCCACGUUGUUUAGAUGCACUGUUCAAAACAAUAUCAGACUAUCAAGCAAAGAAAUAUAUUUUCAAACCUGACAAAUUAAACGGAUUUGAAAUAUUGUCUGAAGCAGACGCUCUACUUGAACGACAGGCAGAAAUGAAUAGGCGUUUUGCAGCGGGAGAGCGCAAUGCAUUACGGCGUAAAGAUUCUGAUCCUGAAAUAGCUUCACAAGCCUCAUGUGAUGCAGCCCCCUUACAGGGACUUGAAGAAGAUAAUAUGUUCGCAGUUUUUGUAACAUACAUUGAGAUUUAUAAUAAUAGUGUUUAUGAUCUGCUCGAAGAAGAUGCACCUCAGAAAACUUUGCAAAGCAAAAUUAUUCGAUCAGAUGCCAGUCACAACAUGUUUGUACACGGUGUCACUGAAAUAGAAAUAAAAUCAGUUGAGGAAGCUAUCGAGGCUUUCCAAUUCGGUCAGAAACGUAAGCGUAUGGGUCACACAGUGCUAAAUGCAGAAUCAAGUCGUAGUCAUUCUGUAUUUAAUAUACGUUUGGUACAAGCGCCAACUGAUUGUCAAGGAGAGCAUGUUGUACAAGAUAAACGCACUAUUGUAGUUAGUCAGCUAUCACUAGUCGACUUGGCAGGUAGCGAACGUUCAUCACGUACAAAAAAUACGGGAAUGCGUUUGCGCGAAGCCUCAAGCAUAAACAAUUCAUUAAUGACGCUACGAACAUGCCUGGAAUAUCUACGCGAGAAUCAACAGGCGCCUCUAAAUAGUGCACCCAAAAAGAUUCCAUACCGCGACUCAAAACUCACACAUAUGUUUAAAAACUACUUCGACGGCGAGGGACAAGUGUCGAUGAUUGUGUGUAUCAAUCCGCGCGGUGAGGAUUAUGACGAAAACACGCAAGUAAUGAAAUUUGCCGAGAUGACACAAGAGGUUCAGAUUGCUCGCGCCACGCCCAUCAAACCAGAUCUUGGCUUAACUCCCGGACGUCGAAAGGCAAACAAGCUCUUCAAAAUAGCGGUGAACAAUCUUAAUGACUUAGGGCAUACAGAAGCGAACAAACUGGAUGUGGAUAUUGGUUUGGUGUACUCAUUGGGACCCGGUUUUCCGGAUUACAAAAUCGAUAGUCCCGAAGCGCAGACUGCCAUACAAGAGUUGAUGCAGUAUUUAAUGCAGCGCAUAGAAAAACGAAAAAUUUUGUGCGCCGAUUUAGAGACUCGUUGUGAUAAUUUCAGAGGACAUUUGAUGCAAAUGGAGCGAGAGAAUUUACAGUUACGUACGGAAUUGGCAUCACUAAAAACUGUUUACAAACAAGAACGAGAUCGCAUGAUAGCCAUGGAGAAUAAAUUACGCGUACACGAGAGCUCAAUUGAUGAACUCAACAACAAAUUGGGUAAUCGUGAAAGACAGAUAGAUGAACUUACCAGAAAAUUAAGAGAUCAACAGAAUCUGCUCAAUCAAAAAGAACAGGAAAAAGAGAAACAAAAGAAGAAAUUCACUUCUAAAUUAGCGGUGGAGGUGGAUAAAAAAGAUCGUGAACUGGAGAUAAGAUUACGCGAACAGCGCGACAAAAUGCGCCAAAAGAUGCGCGUGCGCGAUGAAAAACUACGUCUCGUAUCCAAUAUUAUACAAUCGGAGGAUAUACCCAGUCUGGUGCGUCGCAAUAGCAAUGAUGAUAUUUUGGACAAUAAAAUGGCGAUUUCAGAGCCACCAUCAGCCACGCGUAGCGAAUCGACACAAGUGCAUAGCGCACGCACUGAAAUAUAUGCCACACCACGCCAUGUAAGGGGCAUGGCUGCAGCUAACAACAGACAUCGCCGUUCACGUUCGGCCGGCGAAAAGUGGAUCGAACAUCGUGCACAGAAUCCUGUGCCACUUGGUACUAUUCUACAACCGUAUCUAAAGAAUCGUAAAUCUGUAACGAAACUAACCGACGCCAAAGAGUUGACGAAUCACAAGAACACCAAAUACUGUCUUGUUUCACAAGAGGCCGACACUGACGGUGAUGUUGAGACCAAGCUCUACAAAGGCAAUGUUAUACCAACAUGUGGCGGUGGAGCACAAGUUGUAUUCGAUGAUGUGGAGUGUUUGAAGCAAAAGUCACCGGUGCCAUCGCCAAACCGCAAGCGUCCAAGUAAUGGUGGCGGUGCAACUCUUAGUGGUUUGGGUGGUGCAACCUCGUCGGCAAUGUCGGCGGCGGCGUUCAGUGGCGGCACAAAUGCUGCGCAAGAGUUAAUGUCGCGGUGUAGUGUUGGCAUCGAAGGUCAUAACAAUAAACGCACCAAAGUGUAGAAUGAUUAACCAAUCGUCCCUUGGUAACUACGAUAAUUAUGAUGACGAUAUACCAUCACUUUGUAUUAAAUUUAUUUUUUAAUUAUUAUUUUUAACAGUUACCACAGUGAAUAGUUUAAUCCCCCCCCUCAUAUAUUUGCAGAGAUAUUAUUUAGUUUCAAUAUAUUGUGGUAUUAAUGAUUCUAAUCGUUGUUUACUUAAUUAAUCUAACAAAAACUGGCUGAACGGUAUUUUCUUGUAUUUCUUUUUUGUUAUUACAUUUACUUUUAAACUUCGUAUUAUAUCACGAUAUUAUACAUAUUAUUUGUAACAAAAUAUAUACUCGUCAAACCAAUGUAUUUGCAAGCUUUUAAAACUGCAAGCAACGAAGUAUUUUGAAAUAGAAAAUAAAAAUGAAUUUAAAACAAAAUAAUGUAAUAUUAUUGGUGGUUUGGAAUACUAGAAAAUGUUUUCCUACAUGCACGGUCUUGUAUCUGUAUAUUUUAUAUGAUCGAAUUUGAUCCGGACUGCAAAAAAAAAAAAAAAACAUUUUCGCGAAUUUUUAUGAAAACCGUUACUAUCGUCUGAGUUACGGUAAUAUUAAGUUUGUAACGCACGGAAGGAAACAGCGGAUACCCUAUAAAAAAAAAAAUAUAUAUAUAGUAAUGAUCAGCGUGACGGGCUGCGCUGAUAUUUUUAUGCCUCUCUGUCUGUCUGUACAUAAAAAAAAAGUUGUACCAAUCUACGAAAGAUUUGUUUAUAAAUUCGGUUUGCACUGGGCAAAUAGACCAUUUCAAGUCAAACUUGAUCACAUGGCAGAUGCAGCCAAGAACUGUCACCUGAGCUGCAGCAUUCCCCUAAACAACAACUAAAGCCUUAUGCUGCUAACAAAAACAAUAAAUACGAGAAUUUCAAUCUUUGUAUAUUGAAUAAAACUGCAAACAUGUAUAUAUAUUUUGUUUACAUUUACUGUAUUUUAUUAAUCAAUUUAUGAAUUUAUUGCGAUUAUAGAUAUAUGUAUGUAUUUGUUUUGCAUUCCAUUAUAGUAUAUAUGCAAUUAAUUUGUUUUUAGAGGUUUUAGUAUAUUAAUUAUUGGAUGCUUUACACUAAUAGCUGAUACGCUUGCGCGCGCGCACAAAUCAAGCAAACAACAAGCAAGCGUCUGUGGCGUCCCAAACGAGUGGCGUCGUGAUGAAACGAUGAAAUAAUGAAUUGAUGAUCAAAUGCAUGCUUCGUCACUAUAUGAAACUAUAUUUAUUUGUAUUUAUAUGUAUGUAUAUAUGUACGCUUUAAUAUACUGAUUAUGUUUUGUGGUGAGAAGCCAACACGUUUUGUUGUUUGUUGUUGUUGUUUUUUUUUUUUUAUUUCGCUUCGCUUGUUGCUGCUGCUGUUGUUUUUAUGCGACGGCAAAAUUUUUGACCUGAACUUUUAAUGCAUUAUUUGUUUUUCAUUCUUUUCGCAUCGUUUUUGUUUUGUUUUGUUUUCUUAUGCUUUUUGUUAUACUUAAACUGAUACAGUAAUGUUAUUAAAAUAUAGAUUAGUUACUAAUAAAUCAGUCUAUAAUUAAAAUUUAAUAUUCAAUUGUUUGCUUCUCUUUUAUGCUUCACUUAAUAUAUGUAUUCUAUACGCACGCACACACGCAUACACACACACACACACACAGACAGUUACAGACAGACAGAUAAACAUGAAUGGGCUACGAGCGAACGAGCUUGCACAUGUCAUUCCACGUGACUUAUAAUAAACGAAUAUAAAAUAAGAUAAUAAUUUCAUUAAAAACCCAAAACUCGAAGGUUUUGCUUAUACUUAUCAAAACAAAUUUCAAAGGCUUAAUAGUCAUUUAUAUAUAUAUGUAGUAUGUAUAUACUCUAGCUAUCAUGCAUUGUGAGGCGUUGCCUAUGCAUGUGUGCGUUGCUACACAAAUUCACAAAUCUUAUACAUUCAAACUUAUGCUCGUGUGUACGGUUGUAUCUUCUUCGAUUCUUCGAUUACUAGCUGCGAUAGGUUUGCAUUUUUUUGUUCAAUUUGUUUAGCAUUUAGUUUGCUCUAUAUAUGUAAAUAUGCUUUCGGAUUUUCUUUGCAGAAAAUUUGUGUGAAAAUUCAUAUGCAUGGCAAUAUUCGUGGCAAAUAUACUUAUUUUAAAAUGUAACAAGCCAUAUUUGAAAUUAAUCAACUAAAGAUGCUGACAGCGUUGCCUUAAUAAGGUGUUGUGUUUGUUUCUUAAACGGACUAUAACAAUUGCGCGUUUGCUCUGAAUGCUAUGAACGAAGCUAACAAAUCGUGAAAAUACAAAUUAUUUUAAUAAUAAUAAUUGGAAAAAAAAAAAAA
This is a messenger RNA of Bactrocera oleae (olive fruit fly), 5196 nucleotides long. RefSeq names its product kinesin family member pavarotti (gene pav). The record is from RefSeq and is a predicted model, not a curated record. Gene Ontology annotation, cellular component: microtubule; nucleus; kinesin complex. Gene Ontology annotation, molecular function: microtubule binding; ATP hydrolysis activity; microtubule motor activity. Gene Ontology annotation, biological process: mitotic spindle midzone assembly; microtubule-based movement. NCBI's taxonomy places the organism in Eukaryota, Metazoa, Arthropoda, Insecta, Diptera, Tephritidae.